CACAAGAGCUCACAGGAGGGAAACUGAGAAGCCAGUGUGCCCAGGCCAUGGCACUGGACGAUGUCUACAAGGCCCUGAGGAGUGCCAUGAUUUGCUUCAAUGCUGCCGUCAUGGCUGCGGGCAUCACCCUGGUGGGGCUGGCUGUGUGGGUGAAGGUGGGCAGCACCUCCUUUGUGCGGGUGAUGGGCUCCUCCUUCAUCUACUUUGCCCACACCUGGGAUUUUGGCAUCGCUGCCGGCUGCCUCAUCAUCGUGCUUGGGCUGCUGGGCUGCUGGAGCGCCUACAAGGAAAACCGCUGCCUGCUCAUGAUGUAUUUUGCCACCAUGCUGCUCAUCUUUGUCGCAGAGAUCUCCGUGGUCAUUGCUGUCUUAGCCUUCACGCCAUUUAUCCGCUCAUUUGUCCAGGACAAGGCUCUCCAGACGCUGAAGAAGAAAUAUGGUGGCUACAAGUAUGACAACAUUGUGUCCUACGGCUGGAACAGCUACAUGCUGAGGCAAAACUGCUGUGGUGUCCACAACUACACAGACUUCAAGGGCUCAGCCUUCCAGAAACAUACCAACUUGACCUACCCCCGGAGCUGCUGCAAGGACCCCAAGAGCUUCGACUGCAAUGGGACAGAUAUCAACAGCACCAUCAUCCACAUGGAGGGCUGUUUCCCCAAGAUGAUGACCUUCAUUUGGAGGAAGACCUCCAUGAUGGGGGGAAUUGCCAUCAUGACCACCCUACUAGAAGUGGCAGCCAUGGUGGUCUCCCUGACGCUCUAUGUGAAGCUGGAGUAACAACAGAAAGGGUGAUGCCCCUGGUUCCUGCUGCGCUGAGAUUCACUGGGGAGUGGGGAGGAAAUGCAAGGCUGCUGUAUUCCCCCCCACAGCUCCCCAAUCCACCUGUGUACCCCUUGAUCCUGCGCCAUUGCUGUUGUUGGGGUGGGCGCUUUAGCUGCCAACUGCCACAGCAGCAGGAUCUUGCAGUGGUCCCGGUGCUUUGCCUCAUCCUCAUGGAGCAGAGAAAACCCCAAGGGGGCUGGUGGGAGGGUGGGGGUUGGGGGUCAGGGGUUGACGGCGGAGACAGCU
Messenger RNA from Alligator sinensis (Chinese alligator), 1070 nucleotides. It is a transcript of the gene TSPAN16, whose product is annotated as tetraspanin 16. The transcript is spliced from 8 exons. NCBI's taxonomy places the organism in Eukaryota, Metazoa, Chordata, Crocodylia, Alligatoridae. Gene Ontology annotation, cellular component: membrane. The record is from RefSeq and is a predicted model, not a curated record. The coding region runs from base 48 to 779 and encodes 243 amino acids.